Hymenoscyphus albidus is the source of this 849-nucleotide messenger RNA. NCBI's taxonomy places the organism in Eukaryota, Fungi, Ascomycota, Leotiomycetes, Helotiales, Helotiaceae. The record is from the annotation of a GenBank genome assembly.
AUGGCAUGUAAAAAUCAAGAAAUUUACGGACGUGGACUUAGAUGUGAGCUCUCGGUUCGUAAUUAGUGUUUACUUAAGAGCGUGCUAUCGACUGUUUUUCAUUAUUUCUGUUCUCACCCAGUCGUGCUUCAUCAUCUCAAUCAGUUCGAAGAGAUAGCAAAAUCCUCCCGUCAGUCUCUUUCACGUACAAUCGUACGUACCUCCAUAUCCCUCCGCCCGGCUUCCACUUGUACAUCAACAAGACAAAACUAACUCCCACCAAGCUCUCCAUCUCAUCUACCUCAUCCAAAAACCCCCUUUAACACCAAAAAAAUGUCUUCAAACCAAACCCAAACCCAACAAACCCAAUCUCCUCUCCCCCAACAAGCACCCCAACAACAAGCCCUCCAAUACAUCCCUCCACGAGCGGAAGGCUACCGCCCCGCCGCCAUCAGAGAAUCCCGCAUCAAGGAUCGUCCGUAUAAACCCGAGGCGGACAGCAGUUUGAAGAUCAAGAUCGAGCUGGAUCUGGAGGUCGAGGUGGAUCUAUAUGCGAGGUAAGUGGUUGCGAAUAUCCUUUGCUUUGAGGUGUUUUUGAGCGUUGAGACUAUGUCGUCUUUCAAGACGUGGUUUCUUCCUUCUCGAAAGUUUGUGGGGUUGUGUUGUGAAUGUGUGUAGCAAUGCUGACUUAAGUUUCAAAUAGGGUUAAGGGUGAUGUCACGAUAGGAUUGAUGUAAAUCAUCAAGGGGGUGGAUGGGAGAGACGAUGGGUAAUGAUAAUGAUAGUAUGGGGCUUUCACAGCAUCGUCCUUGUCGAAUAUUGGUUUUCUAUCGCGGGUAAUCUUUGCAGACAAGCAGGCGAGGCGUUUGG